This is a messenger RNA of Penicillium antarcticum, 1434 nucleotides long. RefSeq lists its product as uncharacterized. The record is from RefSeq and is a predicted model, not a curated record. The transcript has 2 exons. Bases 1 to 1434 code for a protein of 477 amino acids. NCBI's taxonomy places the organism in Eukaryota, Fungi, Ascomycota, Eurotiomycetes, Eurotiales, Aspergillaceae.
AUGCACAAAGUGUCUCAAUUAAUCGACGCGACACGAGAUUCUCUCGACGAUAUGUCGCGGCAGCCCUUGUCUCCGUUGACUAUUAACACCUCCGCGCCGGCAUCACCGGCCAUCUCUUUGUUCUCUACCACAGGACACAACCGCGUUUCGAGUUCCGUCUCUUCCCUCGUAUCGUCAGAUCUCAAGAACUCCAUGGAUAGCCCUAGGAGUUAUUUGACCGGAGUAAAAGAGGAGGAAUCGCGUGACUCAUUGGAAGAGCAAUAUUUCCAACAUUUUGAUUGUGGCAUGAACGACGAGUCAUACUUCCCCAUGGAUAACUCGGAUAACUACGACCUCAGCGAUACUGGAAUGGAAACUACCCCCCUAUCGAAAAAGCGCCGCUCAGAUGACGCAUCGAUGAAGGGAGUCUCGCGCAUUGGUUCACGCAUCUCAACUAUGUCAACCCGGUGGAAGCGCUCCCACUCUUCGGGCACUGAAAUUGAUGCGUUCCCAGACGAUCUACGAUCUCGCGCUGGCUCAGCCUCCUCCGCACUAGCCAGCCCCGUGGUCGGUCCUUUGAGCCGUGUCGAUUCAAUUCCUCCUUCGCCCGCUCGCACCAUCUUCGAGGAGCGUGUUAGCGACUCUGGCGCACGCCCAAUUGAUAUUACCCGGGCCAACAGCUUCAGCCAGGACGACAAUGACAAGCAGCAAGCCACGACUCCGCUUCUGCCGCCAUUGUUGGGAGACGACUCAACAAACAUUGUUUCCCGUGUUCAGUCGCCCCUGCAGUCGCCCUCGGUAGCCGAUGUCAGCGAGCCUCACCACUGGAGUGUGACUUCCGACCCCCGUUUCAUGGGAGUUCUUCCCUCACCCCCGCUUUCCUCCAAGCCAUCUGUGGCCUCGUUCAACCGGCCCCGAACUAGCACCUUACGCACUGUCUCGGGUGAAGCACCCCUGGUCCUUUCCGAUCCCAACGAUGAGUGGGCCAACAAGCUCGGUCACGCCAAUUUCACCAUCCAACCCGAGCCGUAUGUUCCCGUGAUUUGCGACAUUGGCAACUUCCAGCAGGUGCGCGCCGACUGGGAUAUUGCGCGAUGCAAUUUUGCCAAGCACCUUGUCCGUACUGGCGAGCAUUACGGUGUUACCUCUACUAUCUACAGGCUCACCAUUGAGAAGUGGGAGGUCAUCAACCGCGCAUGGCGCACCCAACACGAGGCCAUGCUCAACCAGCUCGGGGCACUAGAUGGUGUCGCCCUCACCUUGACCCAGUCUAACAUCGACCCAUGCGCAAAUGUCCGCAUUCCCGGUCUUCACGACAAGUUCCCCGAGAUGGGAGACGAGGACAUCGUCGGCCCAAUGACUGUCGCGCCAGCUACAGAAAUUGGCGGCCCAUGCCGAACUGAGAAGAAGAGGAAUUUCUUCCGCUUUUUCCAGGAUCUGGUCUCCCGACCUUAG